Messenger RNA from Leptopilina heterotoma, 3604 nucleotides. RefSeq lists its product as uncharacterized. The record is from RefSeq and is a predicted model, not a curated record. Lineage: Eukaryota; Metazoa; Arthropoda; Insecta; Hymenoptera; Figitidae. Bases 1990 to 3240 code for a protein of 416 amino acids. The transcript has 3 exons.
UAGUCUAUAAAUAAUUUUCAUUUUUAGAAAAUUAAAAUAAUCGAGUUUCAAUAUAUUUCAAUAAAAAGAUUAUACCAUUAGUAACAAAAUGUGUGAUUAAGUAUCGAACGUUUUUCUUUUAAAAAUACAUUAAGUGCAUCACGAUAAAUUAGGAAAAAUUUCUAUUUUCCAAAGCUGAUCCGUUUUGAGUAUUUAGAAGCAAUAUUUUUUUUAAAUUCAACAUCGCAGUUUGCAAGAAAAUAAGUAGCAAAAAUGAAUGGUAAAUGGAGUCUACAAUUAUUUGGCAUCGUUCUCUUUAUCAAUAAGGCAUUGUUUAGAUGCCUUGUAGAUGAAGAUGAAUUUUAUGAAGUGAAUAAUAAUUUUGAAAGUAACUUGAAAGAAAUAACUCUUAUAAAUGAUGCAAAAGAUAUGGAUUUCAAAGAACAACUGCAACUUACUACUGAAUAUUUUGAAAAACUUUCAAAUAACUGUAAAUAUAAUAAAAUUAAUUCUAAUGAAUUCCCAGCAGAAAUGAUAAUUACUUGGAAAGUGCUACGUAUCAUUAGUGAGAGUGCAGAAGACAUUUAUUUAUAUAAAAGACUUAACAAUUAUAAUGCCGAUUACUUGAUACCAAACAGAAUUAAGAUUAUAAAACAUGCAAUGCUUUUGGAAUGUGGAACACAACCAGAAAGAAUGAAAGAAAUAUAUGAAGAUAUUUAUCGAUUCUUAAAUUUAUAUUACAAAAAUUUUCCAAACCAAGGAAAUGGUACUGAAUACAAUACUUGCUAUGUAGUGAGCCUUUUGGAAUUCGCAACAUUAGAAGAAGCACUUUUUCAUUAUAAUUAUACAUUUUCUAUAAUAGAUGAGAAAUUAAUGAAGUGUAUUGCAUUAAAGUCACAAGAGAAAAAUUUAACUGCUAACUAUUUCAACAAAAAAAUGUCCAAUACUAAUUCAAAAAUAGUUAUUUAUCACCUUCACAAAGAAGAUAUAAGAUUUAGAGAUCAUCUUAAGAUUGUAACUAAUUUUUUUAAGACAAUUUUAAAUCAUUAUGAAUGUAGUAAAUCUCCUAUGAAUGUUAAUUCUUCUAUUGAAGAAUGGAAAAUUCCGUCAAUAAUUUGGUUCAUUUCUAUUAGUGCAGAAGAUAAUUAUUCUUAUCACACAACUAAUGCAUCUCGAUUCAAACCAACAAAAUGGUUGAAAUAUAGUUCAGAAGUAUCAAAAUUAAUACCACAAGAAUGUGGUACACAACUAAAGGAAAAUAAGAAAUUAAUUCAAAAUUUGUAUCAAUUGUUUAAUAUGUACUAUGGAAAUUUUCCAACAAAAUUAAUUAAUGACGAUUUUAGUAAAUGCUUUACAGAGACUGUUAAAAACAUUAAAGAUAUCAAUGACGAAGAAUUUGAUUCUUUUCAAAAUAAUUCUGCUUAUAACAAAAAAUCAUUAAUUGACAUUAUAAAAAUGAAUCUUGUUUCAAUAAUGAAAUGUGUUGAAUUAAAGGAAAAUUUAUAAAUUACUCGAAGUAACAAAUAUAUUCGAUUUAAUUUUUAAAUAUUUAUAUUAUUCUCAAUUUUCUUACAAUUGAUUCACAAAAUUAAAGAAGAAAAUUUAAUUUAUGUUAAAAAUAAUAUAAUACUCGUAAACUUAAUGGCAAAUAUUUUAAAGCAGUUAAAAAAUACAACUCCGUUCGCUUCUUUCUUCGAAAAGUAAAUUUAAACCUAGCCGUCUUAUCGUACAUUUAAUAUUAUUUUCGAAACUGUAAAACAAAAAUAAAAUAAAAAAUUUAUUGUUUUCAGAAACAAAACAUUUAUUUUUUAUCUAGUUAAGAAGUUAGCUGAUUGACUUUAAAUUAAAAAUUAGUCCAACUUUACGUCUUUGUAUUUUUAAAUAAAAAAUAUUUUUGAACGUUAAAAAUUUGUUUAAGGAAACUUCAAAGAAUUUCAUUUUUAACUUCAAAUCUGGAAAAAAUUAAAAUUUCAAUAAUAUUAUUUGAAAUUAUAAACCAAUUAUCAAAAAAUGGUUGGCAAAUGGACUCUACAAUUACUGGGUACAGUUCUCUUGAUUAAUGUGGGAAUUUACAAUUACUAUAAACAAAUUAAAUUUGCAAAAAAGAGUAAUAAUUUCAAAAGUAGCUUAAAAGAAAUUACUCUCAUGAAUGAUGGUAAAGAUAUGGAUUUCAAAGAGCAAUUGAAAGUGGGUAAAAAAUUUUUUGAAAAUAUUUUAAAUCACUACGAUUGUAAUCAAAGUACUAAAUCUUCAAAAUUGGAGAAAUUACAUUUUCUGAAAGUAUUAAUUGAAAUUCGUGAGAGUGCAGUGGAUAUUUAUUUAUUUCACAGACUGUUUAAUUAUACUGUCGAUUACUUGAUACAAAGUAGAAUUGAAGAAACGAGAGAUUUAAUGCCAUUAGAAUGUUAUGCAUCGCAAAAAAGAUUUAAAGAAAUUUACGAAAAUAUUCAUGAAUUAUUGCAUUUAUAUUUCACGAAUUUUCCAAAGAAUGCAAAUAGUGACAAGUACCGAACAUGUUAUGCAGUGAGCCUUAUGGAAUUCGUGCCAAUUGAGAAUUUGUCUGUUACUUAUUUUGUUAUGUCUUCAAGUAACAUGAAUUCUCUAAACAUAUUUGUGAUAAACAGUUUACAAAAAAUUAAGAAGUGCAUUCCAUUGAAGUCACUUAGAAAAAAUCCAUCUCCUAAAUAUAACAGCAAACGAAUUUCCAAAACUAACUCAAAUUCAAUCAGUUAUCAGCUUAAAGAAGAAGAUAUAAAAUUUAAAAAUCAUCUCGAGAUUGUAACUAAAUUCUUUAAAACAAUUUUAAAUCAUUACGAAUGUAGUAAAUCAUCGAAAAAUGUUGCCUACCGUAAAGAAGAAUGGAAAAUUUCGCUGAUAAUUAAUUUUAUUAGUUCCAGUGCAGACGAAAAUUAUUCAUUUCACAAAAAUAUUGGAUUCGAUAAAAUUUCAACGACUAAUAGUUCAGAAGUAUCAAAAUUAAUACCCGAAAAAUGUGAAAUACAACUAGAGGAAAAUAAAGAAUUAAUUCAAAAUUUGUAUCAAUUUUUUAAAAUGUUUUACGAAAAUUUUCCAUUAGAAUUCAUUGAUGACGAUUACAGUAAAUGCUUUAUAAAAAGUGUUGAAAUUAUUAAGAACAUCAAUAUUAAUCAUUACAAUUAUUUCUUUUUGAAAAAUACCUUUGGUAGGGAAUGGUUAAUUGACAUUAUAAGAAAAAAUCUUCUGUCAAUAAUGAAAUGUGUUGAAUUAAUAGAAAAUCUAUAAGCUACUCAUAGCAAGUAAAUAUUUAAUUUUCAAAAUAUGUUUCUCUUAAUUUUUUUUAAAAAAUAUUUAAUAUCGACAAAAGAAAAUGUUAUUUUUACAAAAAUAAUUACAAAUCUGUACAUUUAAUGACAAAUAUUUUAAAGCAGUUAAAAAAUACAGCAUAAAUUUUUAUUGUUUCUUCAAAAAAUUUAAUCACGAAUUUAUGGUUACACUUUUGUAACAAUCAAAGCACGAAAUUGGAGUUAAAAAAUAAUUUUCUUUUUAAACUAAACAUAUUUUUUGGAAUUAUUUUUGCAGAAGACAAUCAAUUAAUUAUUUAAUUUUAAUAAAAUUAAUAGAUAAUAAUAAAUACAAAAGAAAUAUA